This is a messenger RNA of Diaporthe batatas, 876 nucleotides long. RefSeq lists its product as uncharacterized. Lineage: Eukaryota; Fungi; Ascomycota; Sordariomycetes; Diaporthales; Diaporthaceae. Gene Ontology annotation, biological process: fatty acid beta-oxidation. Gene Ontology annotation, molecular function: enoyl-CoA hydratase activity. The coding region runs from base 1 to 876 and encodes 291 amino acids. The transcript has a single exon. Gene Ontology annotation, cellular component: mitochondrion. The record is from RefSeq and is a predicted model, not a curated record.
AUGGCCUCAUUGCCCAAGGGCCUGACAUCACCACCUCCUCCCGUCCCAGACGUGAUCACCUCCUUCCCCGCGCCGCAUGUUUUCCUCGUCACCAUUAACCGGCCAGAUGCCCUAAACGCCAUCCCGUCCACAAAUCACGUUCUCUACGACGCCCUCUGGCGCUGGUAUGACUCCCAGCCGUCCCUCCGCUGCGCCAUCCUGACCGGCACGGGGCGGGCGUUCUGCGCCGGCGCGGAUCUGAAAGAGUGGAACGACCGGAACACCGCAGCGGCGGCCGCCGCAAGUGGCAGCCAGCAGCCGCCCGAGACGUCCGGGCGGGCCAAGGACAGGUGGGCCUCGUCCGGUUUCGGCGGGCUCAGCAACCGUACGGGCAAGAAGCCCGUGAUCGCGGCCGUGAACGGCCUCUGCCUCGGCGGCGGCAUGGAGAUAGCCGUCAACUGCGACAUGAUCGUCGCGAGCGAGACCGCCAAGUUCGGGCUGCCUGAGGUCAAGCGGGGCGUGGUUGCGCUGGCUGGCGCGCUGCCGCGGAUUCAGAAGACGCUUGGUAAGCAGAGGGCUGCGGAGAUGGCGCUUGUCGGUGGGAUGUACACGGCGCAGAAGAUGUAUGAGUGGGGUGUGGUGAAUAAGGUCGUCAAGCCGGGUGAUGUGGUCAAGGAGGCGGUCGGUAUUGCCGAGGAGAUUGCUGGCAACAGCCCCGACUCUAUCAUUGUGAGCCGUGAGGGACUGAAGCUGGGCUGGGAGGUUGGUCCAGUGAUGGGGACGGAGCUCGUCGAGCGCGGAAUGUUUGGCCGGAUCGACGCGGGUGACAAUAUGCGAGAGGGUGUCAUGAGUUUCGUGGAAAAAAGGAAGCCGGUGUGGAGGGAUAGCAAGCUCUGA